This is a messenger RNA of Centrocercus urophasianus (Greater sage-grouse), 6899 nucleotides long. RefSeq names its product tweety family member 3 (gene TTYH3). Bases 16 to 1599 code for a protein of 527 amino acids. Gene Ontology annotation, molecular function: volume-sensitive chloride channel activity; intracellularly calcium-gated chloride channel activity. The record is from RefSeq and is a predicted model, not a curated record. Lineage: Eukaryota; Metazoa; Chordata; Aves; Galliformes; Phasianidae. Gene Ontology annotation, cellular component: plasma membrane. The transcript has 14 exons.
GCAGGCGAGGCGGGCAUGGCGGGCGUCAGCUACUCGCCGCCCUGGUGGGUGAGCCUGCUGCACCGCCUGCCGCACCUCAGCCUGCGCUGGGAGCUCACCGCCGCCGACUUCCGCCCGGACGACGCCGAGUACCAGCAGGCUCUGCUGCUGCUGGGUGGCAUUGCGCUCUCCUGCCUGGCUCUGGACCUGCUCUUCCUCUUGUUCUACUCCUUCUGGCUCUGCUGCCGCCACCGAAAGAGCGAAGAACACUUGAAUGCUGACUGCUGCUGUACAGCAUGGUGUGUCAUCAUCGCAACCCUGGUGUGCAGUGCUGGAAUUGCUGUUGGCUUCUAUGGGAAUGGAGAGACAAGUGAUGGCAUCCACAGGCUGACGUACUCCCUACGCCAUGCAAACCGCACUGUGGCAGGUGUCCAGGACCGGGUGCUAGAUACCACAGUGGCCCUGAACCAAACAGCAGAGCCAAACCUGCUCAUCCUGGAGGAGAUGUUUGCAAAGCAGACAGACCACUUGCACAUUAUCCAGAAACUGCAAAGUCUCUUGGAUGAUUUGGUCAGGCAAACAACUGAGAUCCCCUUCUGGAAGAAUGAAGAGCUGUCUCUGGAGGAGCUGGCAAUUCAGAUUGACCUCUAUGACUGGUACAGGUGGCUUGGAUACCUGGGCCUGCUCCUGUUCCAUGUUCUGAUAUGUUUGUUGGUGCUCUUUGGGCUCAUCAGAAACUCCAGGGCCAUUCUUAUGGGGGUAUGCUUGCUUGGGGUGUUUGCCCUGAUUGUCAGCUGGGGGUCCUUGGGUCUGGAGCUGGCUGUUGCUGUGGGCUCCAGUGACUUCUGUAUUAACCCAGAUGCUUACAUCUCCAAAGUGGUUGAAGAGAACGCAGUGCUUAGUGCUGAUACUUUCCGCUAUUACAUCACCUGUAGCACCGGAUACCCCAACCCUUUCCAGCAGAAACUGUCAGGAAGUCACAAGGCUCUGGUGGAAAUGCAAGAUGAUGUUGUGGAACUCAUGAGAUCAGCAAGCAGAGAGCAUCCCACCUCCAAGGACUAUCUUACACGGAUCCAGGAGGUUCUAAAUUCAACAGAGAUAAACUUGCAGCAACUGACAGCUUUAGUAGACUGUCGGAGUCUGCAUUUGGAUUACGUCCAGGCUUUGACGGGCUUUUGCUAUGAUGGAGUGGAAGGCCUCAUCUACCUGGUUCUCUUCUCCUUUGUCACAGCCCUCAUGUUCAGUUCCAUUGUGUGCAGUGUCCCACACACUUGGCAGCAAAAGAGAAGCUCAGAUGAUGAUGGGGAUGAAGAAUCAGCUGCUCAGGGGAGCAGACAGACACACGAUAAUCUUUACAGAGUGCACAUGCCCAGCCUCUAUAGCUGUGGGAGUAGUUAUGGCAGUGAGACCAGCAUUCCAGCAGCAGCACACACAGUCAGCAAUGCUCCCGUCACAGAGUACAUGAGCCAGAAUGCAAAUUUCCAGAACCCCCGUUGUGAGAAUACCCCGCUCAUUGGCCGGGAGUCCCCACCUCCCUCAUUGUAUUUGGCUGCCAUGGACAGUAGCAGCCAUAUGAGCUGGCAGCUUAAGCCCUCGGACAGUGCACGGACAUACUGGUAACAGCGCCCGCAAAUGGAACAGGUACUGGAAACAAAAAGGUCCUUCUUGCUCAACCCCUUCUCCACUCCCGACCACUCCUCAUCCCUGCACUGUUUAUCCCAGGCCAGUGCCUUUUAUUUCUUCACAUUCCUUUCCUCUGCACCUCCCACCCCAUUCCCUCCUGCCAAGGGUUAAAAUGACUUAGUUUUGCUCUGGUGCAGACUCAAGCAGCAGAUUUAACCUUGGAAAGGCUUCUGGUGCUCGAUGUGAUGGCUACAGAGACCCGUGCCUCACAACUCAUGGCUGCUUUAGCUCAAAGUGCACACUGGAGAACAGCUUCAACACUUAGUCCUGAGCGCUGCUUAAAUGUGGAAUUAGUGGUGCACUUUAAAUGCAGAAUAGAAGUUCUUCCAUCCCAAGAAGCUGCUUUAAAGCGAGAACCAAUCUAGUAGCUUUUCAGUCAGGACCAGUUCUCUUAUUUCAGCUUUUUAGCUUCCCUUGAUCCCUGCUGCUGUUCUUUUUGUAUUGACUGCUCAUAGCAGCGUGUGCCCCAAACCACAGAUGUUUAUCUGCCACGUGCUUUAAGCUCCUCAGUAGGAUUUUUAAUUUGUUGAAAGGCUGUGGUUGGUAGUGGUGGCCUGUCCUAAAGAGUUAUUUCAGUGCCUGUUAGAACUGUGUGCAGCUUCUCCUUGCAUUUAAAGUCAGAAAGGAGUCAGUUUAAAGACAACUUCCCUAAGGCUCCAGGCAUAAGCACUAAUAUUUAUUUCAUUCUGUUUCAAAACCUUUUACUGUUUUGUUUGUUCUGUGUAUGUCCGACUCAUUUCAUCCAUCUCCCAUGGGCUCUGUGAACAGAGCCCCCUUAGCAUCAUUUCACUGUCUGAAUUUUCAAUGUGCUGUUGUUGCUGACAGUCUCCAAGACAGCCAAUGUGUCUUCCCUCACAGUAGUCCAUCAGAAAGCCACUUGCAUACAGAAAGAGUAGGUGGUCUGCAUUAGGCCUUGGAGUUUUUAGCUUGGUUGAAUACAGGGUGUAAUGAAAGCUCCCAGGCAGCUCACCUGGUGUAAAGGACAGCGUGUUUCCCCAAGGGAGCUACAGCCAUGCAGUGACUGGAAGGUGCUGGUUCCAGUUGGAAUAAAGGGGCUAUUGCUUUUGGCCUGUGCAGUCAAUGACCCCUGUCUUAAUUCUGUUCCCAGGAAGACGUGUCCAUAAAGCUGCUAUUCCUUCAUUUCUGCCGUUCUUGCUGGGACUUCUCUUAGCCUUGCAUUGGAUUCCUUUCUGUCAUGUUGCUGCUUGGUCUGUGCUCUUGCUGCCUCUUGCCAUUUGUCUGCCUGUCUUGUGACGUGCUGGGAAGCGUGCUGUCUGACCUGGAUGUCUCAGUGCCCUCUGCCAUGGUGCAUGAACACAAACCUGUCUUGAAGCAUGGUGCUGGAACCCAUGGAAGGGUCACAACUUCCUUCAGUCUUAAGCCUCGUAAAGACUGCUCCUGGGCUCAUGGUGGUCUUUCUGCUUCCUGCAGGUGGUAUUGUAGCAAAGUCAGAAGACUGCUUAUGAGUCUGUCCCAUGAAAUAAAGUACUGCCUGGUGGGGGAAAAUUCUGGGGUCUUUAUACUGGGCUUGAAUUAUCCUCUGGGCUGGAACAUGACUUCAGUCUUCACUGUCUUCUGUUUCCCUAAGGUCACACCCAGAGUUAAUGUGUCUGUCUGCAGGGCUAAGAAAAAGUCAUUGCAUUCUUUCCAAGACUUUAAAAACAAACAAAGCAAACAGAAACUCUGUUCUUUGGACUUGGUCAACUUAAAUCUCUUUGAAUUCAGAACCCAUUGGCUGGAAUUGGCUAUUUCCCUCCAUUUGUACCUCCCAUUCAUAAUGAUACCAAACUCUGUGUUUACUGUGCUGUAGCUAUUUGAGAGGUGGAUCAACCUUUAAGAACUUGACUCCAGAAACUUUGAUCUUUAUUGGCUUACUAAAAUAGCUCUGGCAGGAAAUCAAAGUCAGGGUAGCCAAAGAGAUGUAUUUAUUUUAACAAGUAGUCAGUGGUUUUUACUUGGAGUCAUGGUUUCACACGGUAAGUGAUCUUCCAGAGCAGCUCUGUUAGCAGUGAAGUACUCACGAUCUGCACAGUUCACAGGACUUGGUAGAAUUUAUGGUCUCUAAAAUUAACCAAUUACUCUCAUUAUUAGUAUUUUUUUGCAACAAAUGAUUCCUUUGUAUGCAAACUGCUUCUGAUAAUCCCCUCACUCUCACGUGUUCACUAACCAUACCUAUGAAAGUUUAUGCCCUCAACAAGGCUAAAUGUGAAUGAUUCUUUUUCUUUCAAGAGAUGCAAAAUAAACUCUUGUGCAAUCAGCUGUGUUUGUCCUAGCUGACUGGUAAGUGCCUGGGAGGUGUGCUGUGUUGGCUAGCACAGGCAACCUGGAGGAACAGCAGCAAGAAGUCUGUUAGGCCCUCUGCUUGGGGUGGCUGAGAGUAGGGAGAAGACAUUGACCUCCUUGCUGUAUUUAAAAGGGUACAAGAGGGCAUAUAGGACCUGGGGGCUGAGAGUACUGGAAGAAUCGAUGCAUUGUGCAUGUUCUUUGCCUUCUAUGCAAGUCUUUAAAGGAAACUAAAUGCAGCUGUGUGCAUGAUGGCUGUGUCAGGCAGUGUAUCCGGGGGGUCACCUGAGAGCAGAGACCAAGACUUCCUUAGCUCCAAACUGUGCUCAGGCUUAGAAGUCUUUAGAUCUUUCUAAAAGAAGUUAUUUUCUAAGUUAUUUUAAUAGUGAACAGUAUAGUUUGGUUUCAUAUCCAUGUGACUGGCGAGUUUCUGCUGAUACAUCUUCAUUUGUUGGCCUGCCCAGAUGUUGGGAUCUGUGUUUUCCACAGCAUCUUCCCAUUGCUUCACAGCAAAGGAUGUGCACUAAAGUGCUUAGAUGAGAGAUGCUGACAGCAUGUGGAGCAAAGCAUUCAUGCAGUGAUUCUAAUGUAGUUACUGAAUAUUUGGUGCAUGCUUGCGGAGCUGUGCUGUGCUGGUUGUAAGAGGUGUGCAGAAGUUCUAGCUGUUUCCAAUUUUCAACCAACUUUUCAUGGCUGUUAGGAAUAUCCUUAACAGAAGGAGUAACCAGUUCAAACUGUAAUGGGAAAAGGUUGUAAGGUACAAAAAUCCUGAGUUAAGGAGAGAACAUCAGCCCUAACUCUGACUAUUGAGUCUUGAUUUGUUCCUUGUGGUGGAUAGCAGGUAGGUUUGAAUGUAAAAAUGCAUUCUGCUUGACUGUUUUUGUUUUGUUUUUUUUCUUUGGGGAGGAAGGAGCAAAUUCUUUUCAACUUCUCUUUCCACAAUGGGUACAUUAUUGAAAUAUGGUUCAUCAAGCAGUCCAUCUUGAUUGUUAAUGUUCUAAAGAAAAUUGAUGCUGCAAGUUGUGCACUGAAUCUAUAGGAUUUCCAUGAUCCUAGAAGUUGGUUGUUUUUUUCAAAAUACAUCUUGCAAAACCUUAACAACUGCAAAUUUUCUUUUCAUGCUCAUCUCCUACCAUGCUUUGCAUAUGGGAUACAAAUGGAAAAUGAGCAAUCAAAUGCAUUUUGCCUUCUAAGAUGUUCUUCAUAGCGUGAUGCUUGGCUGGAGAUUUCAACAUUAUACUAUCUGUGAAUGUGUCCUGCUUAUGUUAUGAGAAAAUUCUUUGACUUCUAAGCCUCUUUGAGCCUGCUGGGUUAGUCUCAUGUUUUAAUAAUGCCCUAAACUUCAUUUCUGAAACAGCAAUCGUAUUUCAUAAACUGUAUGGAAUACAGUCCUCAAACUGGCUCAGCUUGGCAUAUUCAACCUUUUCUUUCUCACUGGCAAAAAGAAAGAAAAAAAUCUUAAAAAGAGAAAGAACAUGUAGACCCUUUGUCUUCUAAAUAUAGAUGCUGUUUCUGGGCCAGAGUUUUAUAUUAAGAUCCACAUUCUGCAGAAGAUGUUCCCGUUAUGGAAGAUAGUAAAAGAUAAGUGUGCCAAUGAGCCCCAGGUAUCUUCAUCUUCUGCCAGUGGGGUCAGCCCUGAUGAAGGAGCAGUAUCUCUCUUCUACUGUACACAGGUUCAGCCUGGUUUGGUCUUUGAAGGAAAACUGAAAAUGCUGUUAAUUCUCUGAAACCUCCUUUGAAUAGCCAGGCUUCUGAAAGCCUAAGGAUGCCUCAUAAUGUUCUUUCCCAGUGGGCAAGAUAAAUCAUAGCUCCUGGUGUGGAACUGCCUUCCAGUUGUCUUUUUUGCCAGCUUAACUGGCUAUUUUAUGUGGUGCAGCUUUAAAGGCGAUAAUAAGUCAGUAUGCUGAAGAGCACUCUUGGGAAGUAAGAUGUGGAUUUACAGAAUUAUUCAAGCUCCUGCUGGUAUUAAAAAGAGGAAAAAGCACCUGUCCUCAUUGCUUGGUUUGGAGUAUCGUGGUAGCUGAAUCCCAGAAGCACUAACAUGGCCAAGAUCAAAGCACUGAACGCAUUGAAACAAAGAGGAAAGAGUCUCUCGUUCUUACUGCAGUGUAUUUGCAUGCUUUUCAGCUCAGUAUCCAAAGCUGGAUGGCAGGUGUUAUCUCAGUAGCCUCUGGGAGCAGUUUGGGAUUACCUUGCUUUGAAAAAAAAUUGUAAAGCAACCCAAACCAAAGGCACCUCACACCUCUGUGAGCUUCUUUUCUCACCCCCAGGCUGGAGUCUUGUCUACCACUGCAUGGUACACAGGCUGGAUCCCAUGCCAUGGUGGAUAAUUAACCACCUGAUAACUAUUAAAUAGCUAAUAUCUUGUUGGAUGGCAGCUUGUUUCCAGUCUGGUUGGGUCUGUCCUUUCUCAGGCAUAAAUUGUUCACAGGAUUCAUUCUUCCACACUUUCCUUUCAAAGUGUCCAUUUGUGAUGUGUGCAAUCUUCUGCUGAUCUCAUUGCACAGAAAUGCAAUGAACUUUACACCUCUCUUCUUUUCAACCUCCUUUUCUGGCAUGGUUGAAAGAAUCAGCAUGACUAAAAGAGGAUGAAGGUGUGAGGUGGGUUUUUACAUCUGUAUCAUUUCCACUUCCCUUUCUUCUUCCAAGUGAAAUAUGGCACGUUUUGAUUCAAUGACUAUAGGGCUUCAUUCUCUAUAGAGAGCUUGGACAAAUCAUUAGCCCAUGUGCACUGACCUGGCCAGCAUCCUUGCAGCAGGCUAUACCAGUGUGUUGCUCUACACAGUGACUUUGAAACUUUCCUUGUCAAACCAAGCCAGCAGCUCCUUGAUAUGCAGCAAAUGCUGCCAAUGUUGUGCUGGGAAGUGAUUGCAAUCUGUUGUUCCAUUCUAAUAUUUAUUCUGACUUCUCUGUUCUGUUGUUUUUGUUUGUUUGUUGUUUUCUUGUCUUGUUUU